AUGUGUCAAUAUGAAAUGACUUAUUAUCAUCGAAAUCAUUCAUCUUUAGUUGAAAUUAUUCAUGAUUAUUAUCGUACAUAUGAAUAUAAUUCUACUAAGUUUACCUGUUACACUCAUUUACCAUGUAAUCGUGGUCCUUUUCCAGCAUGUUUAGAUUGCAGUGAAAUUUUUAAUGGACAGGAUGAUUGUCUUAAUGAUGAAUUUGAUGAAGAACAUUGUUGA
Messenger RNA from Rotaria sp. Silwood1, 222 nucleotides. Lineage: Eukaryota; Metazoa; Rotifera; Eurotatoria; Philodinida; Philodinidae. The record is from the annotation of a GenBank genome assembly.